Arctia plantaginis is the source of this 486-nucleotide messenger RNA. NCBI's taxonomy places the organism in Eukaryota, Metazoa, Arthropoda, Insecta, Lepidoptera, Erebidae. The record is from the annotation of a GenBank genome assembly.
AUGGGAGGGUCACAAAGUACGCGAAAAGUAACUGUUGACAAUGAGAAUGCUAUACAAGUAUCUCAAGAGGCAUUAGAUCGGAUACAAUCGCAACUUAAUGCAAAACAAGCAGAAAAUCCAUCACCACAGCCAGUACCACAAUACGUACCACCGCCAUCGUAUGACUACAAACGGCAACAAGACUACGUUGCUGAAGAAGCAUACUGGGCUCAACGCAUUGAAUCCCUAAAAAGGGCUCAUAACAAAAUUAGCAGCGGUAUGCAAAUGGAAUAUCAGAAAACGUUGAAAGAAGCGAAUGAUCUCUUUGGGUCAAUGCAGGGUGAUAAACAAAUAAAUAAACUUACUCCAUGUCAAGAAGAGAAAGCUAAGGUUCUUCAGUGCUAUAGUACAAAUCCAGAGAAAACGCUUUUAUGUUCAGUGCUAGUGAAUGAAUUCAAUGACUGUGUAUGCAAGAGCAGGGUAGCAGCGGUCACAGCUUCUUCUUGA